Solanum pennellii is the source of this 6977-nucleotide messenger RNA. RefSeq names its product pentatricopeptide repeat-containing protein At4g21065. Gene Ontology annotation, biological process: RNA modification. Bases 58 to 1419 code for a protein of 453 amino acids. NCBI's taxonomy places the organism in Eukaryota, Viridiplantae, Streptophyta, Magnoliopsida, Solanales, Solanaceae. Gene Ontology annotation, molecular function: RNA binding; protein binding. The transcript is spliced from 2 exons. The record is from RefSeq and is a predicted model, not a curated record.
AAACUUUUAUAUUACUGUUUCUUUUCCUUCCCUUCGUUUCCACAAAAAUUAUGCAAAAUGAUUUCCCACCAAAUUGAGUGUUUUUUCCAACGUUCAAAAACAAUGGUUCAUCUUCUCCAACUUCAUUCUCUAUUCAUCAAAACAGCCAUUCAUCACGAUGAGUAUCGUCUCUCCCAAUUCAUAUCAUUAUCUUCUUCAAUAUCCCUUCAAUAUACCCGUACAUUUUUCGAUAAUUCUCACAUUAUACCAUCAAUCUUCGCAUGGAACACAAUGAUGAGGGCAUAUUCCCAAUUAGAGUCUCUGAUGCUCUUCAAACAGUUUCAAAAAAUCGGAUUAAAACCAGAUAAAUUCACAUUCCCUGUUGUGCUAAAGGUUUCUGGGCAUUGUUUGAUGAUUGGAACUGGCGGAUCGUUGCAUUCGAUGGCUGUGAAGUCGGGUUUUGGUUCAGAUUUACAUGUGAACAAUACUCUUUUGAGAAUGUAUGCUGUGUUUGGUGUGAUCAAGUUUGCAAGACAGGUGUUUGAUGAAAUGCUUCAUAGGGAUAUAGUUUCUUGGAGUUCAAUGAUGGCUGCUUACGUUCAUUGUAACUUGCCUUCAGAUGCUCUGCUCCUGUUCCAAUGUAUGAAGCUAGCAAAUGAAAAGCCAAAUUCUGUCACUUUGGUUAGCUUGCUGGGGGCAUGUACUCAUAUCCUGAAUAUCGGAUUAGGUAAAUGUAUUCACUCGCACAUUGUUACCAGUGGUAUUGAACUACAUGUUGAACUGGAAACAGCCCUCCUUGGGAUGUAUGCAAAAUGUGGUCAUAUACAGCAGGCUUUCCGCAUAUUCAAUUCGAUGGAUGAUAAAAAUCUGCAGACCUGGACCAUCAUGAUUUCUGGUCUUGCUGAUCAUGGACAUGGAGAAGAAGCUAUGUCCUUGUUUGCCAGAAUGGAAGAAUCUGGCUUUAGGCCGGAUAGCUUAUCAUUUUCUGCAAUCUUAUAUGCUUGUAGUCAUAUUGGCUUUGUUGAUGCGGGCCGUGAAUAUUUUGAAAAAAUGGCAAGUAUUUAUGACAUCAGGCCAACUAUGGAACAUUACGGAUGUAUGGUGGAUAUGUAUGGACGUGCUGGAGAACUAGAAGCAGCUUAUGAUAUUAUAAGGAGCAUGCCUACAGAGCCUAAUUCUGUGAUAUUGAGGAGUUUAAUUAGUGCUUGUAAGCAUCAUGGUCAUAUUCCUUGCGCAGAAGAAAAUAUAAGGGAGAUUCUCCUCAAAAUAGAGCCUGAUCUCGGAUCAAACUAUGUACUUGCAUCUAGUUUGUCUCAUCUUUUUGGUCAUUGCAGCGAUGCGAACAGCCUAAGAUCGUCUAUGAAAGUAAAAGGGAUAAAGAAAUAUCCUGGUAGCAGUUGGGUGCAGUCGCUUGAUAGUCUUGCCGAAGAAAGCAGUUGAAGGAUCUGGUAGUAAUGUUUUGUGUUUAUGCCAAUAGAAGAGGCAAUUCAGAUCACAGGAAUGAAGUCAUUGUUACAUUCCAAAGACGAGAGAACACUAUCAAGGUGGAGGAAAAUGAAUUGCUUCUUUUUGGGUAAUGAGGUACAAAUUCAGGGGAGCUGUUUCUUUGACCGUUGGAAGAGGGUCACGCUGAAGUUCCUAUUGUUCUUGCAUAAUUUUGAAUAACUUGAAAAAUGAAGAUUACAUUGUGGAGUGAUUUUGAUUUGUAGGUCAUGGGAUAUGACAUUUAAGAGGAACUGCACAAAUUGGUAUACUUCUGGACGAGGAAUAGCCAUGCUCUGUCAGAGCUACAACUCUGUUAUCCUUCUCAAAUUAUUUCUAACAAUCAAUCAUGCCUAGGUAUUGGACUAGUUGGGAUCAGCUUUAUGAGUCUCCUAUAUUCUACCUCAUUUGGGGCCAUUCUUUUUGAUACCGGUAAAUGAUUUGUUUUCUCCAUAAACUACUCUUUCUUUUCAAAAUAUAUGGUUAAGGUUAAUCUUGGAAUUCUAUUCAGAAGUUGGGAUGCCCUUAAAGUGGCACCUCAGCAUGGCCUGAAACUUUGGUUAAAAACUAUGAGGUAUUCCCACGGGGAAACAAAUUCAAAAUCUUUUAUGAUGUCAAGACUCAAGUCUUCCGCUUUGAGCUCUGGAAAUUUAAAUUAACCAAGUGGUAUCUUCAUUUAUCUGUUAGUUUAAUUGUAAUUUCUGAAAUGAAGGAGAAGAAAGCAGUGAACAUGUCAUGCUGGAGUAGGUUUUGUUGUAAGCAAAAUAUGGAAAACGAAGCUUUGGUAGUUGUACUACUCAAAGUAGCAAGUACAUUUGGGUUAUAUAAUCUAUGAAAAGAGAGCAUGAAAAAUCAUCUGACUUCCAUUGCACCUGUAUCAGCAUGAGUCUGCUUUUAAGGUAUUCCCCUAAAUGCUUUGAAAGUAUAAUCACUCACACAUCCAUUUGCAUGUUAUUUUUUGGAGCUUGACUUGAAGCCAUCAGGAAAGGGUGAUGCUCUGUACUCUGUAUCUGUCGAUUCUCCAUGUCCUUCACAUUCCAUGAUGUUUGUAUGACUAAGCUUUUCUUAGAAUACUUAACUGCCAUGGGUUAGUGAAUAAACUUUGGAUAUUUAUCACAACAAGAAAGAACCACUUGACUGAAAUACAUAUUCAAUAUUUAAUUAAGGUUCUUCUGGUCUCAUCUGCUUAAACUUAAGGAUCCAUUCAUUUGUAUAAUGCUGUUAAUGCCAAUAUCAGAUGAACCUAGCUUGGUGGAAACCUCUUCGCUGUGUAUUACAUCACUUGCAUAUGAAAAAGUUUUGAGUUUCCUAUUUGUUCAUGAACAAUAUACCAUACUGGAUUGCUAAUGUAUUUCAUUUGAGAUCAUCCAGCACUCUAAAUUAUUGGAAGUAGCAGGCUUGCGAUCUCAAGCUGAUCCUGUCUUGUUAUCAUUUUGAAGACUUCUCCUCUUUUGAAUGGUGACGAUCCUUAUAUGAGAUGAGACAUGAAAAGUUAUUCACGCAUGUUAGAAAGGUUGAGCUAGCUGGGACGGGGAGAAGGUGAUCUAUCAACAUGGAGAACCUGACAUCUGGUGGAGCCAUGUGAAGAAAUUUGAGAAUCUCUAGAAGGUAUGUCUAUAUGUUAGAAUGGGGUUCUAUCACAAGUAAAAGCAAUCAACAAAUGUCUGAACAACCAUUAUCAUUAUUUAACAUGCAUAAAUUUAAUUGUUUCACCAUUGAUAUGCUGGUGUAUCGAGUCAUUUUUCUCGAAUAUGAAUCAGGUUUUUGAUGUAUGAGAAACGUUACAUCUUUUUUUCUUCCGCAUUUUAAUCAAUUAUUAAUCAAAGGAAUGUUUAGUAGAUCAUGAAUUAAAGAUGGGGGAUCUAUUUUCCUCUCCAUAGCAUUAGACAAAGAACCUAAAGCCCGAGCUAGCUAAUGGGCACAUUGGUUUGCUCUGGUCUUUUAACAAAAGAUGAGGAAUAGAAGUAAAGCCACACAGGAGUGCUAAACAAUCUCGAAUAAUAAUACAAAAAAACUAGGAGUUGUUGUAAGAUUUUUUCUGAUCGAUCUCCACAAUACAUGUUAUUGAUGAAAAAUUUUCCUUUAGUGAGUUUACUGCUUCUUGAACAACCAAAGCCUCAACCACAAGGGAGUCAUGAGGCGUAUCCAAUCAACUAGAGGGACCUCUCAUGAAGUUUCCUUGAGAAUCACGGACUAGCAUGUCUGACUCUGCUCCUACCAAAGUAAGGUCAAAAGAAGUGUUAGAAUAUGAAUAGGUUUAUGCAAUCCUACUAGAAUAGAAAUAUGUUUAUACAAUCAUAUUAGAAUAGGAACACGAAUACUAAAUAGUAUCCUACAUGGUAAAGGAUUGUAUUAUAGGGUCUACAAAUAGGUCUCAAUGUAAUAAUGUAGAAACAACAACAAUUCAAUAAUAUUAUUUUUCAUAUCUCUCACAUGGUACUUUUUACUAGGUUUUGAGCACUUUGUUGCUUAGGGGAGUUUAGUAGCCUUGUAUGUCAAUUAUGUGAGUCACUCUAUGGUUAAGCAGUCUUUGCAGGUUUUGUUUGGGAAGUUCAAUACUGGAAUUUUAUCUUUGUGUUUACUGACAUUAUGCAUCAAAUCCAGUAUUUAAUGAGAAAACAAACACAUCGAGAUUGACUGUCAAUUUUGUGAAGUCGACUGAUCAACUUGCGGAUAUCUCACUAAGCCCCUCAUCGAUCCUCGUGUUAAUUACAUUUGUAACAAGCUAGGUACAUGAAUUGUGUGCACUAGCUUGAGGGAGAGUGUUAGAAUAGGAAUAGGUUUAUACAAUCCUAUUAGAAUAGGAAUAUAUUUACACUAUCUUAUUAGAAUAGGAAUAGGAAUACCAAAUAGUAUCCUACUGGCAAAGGAUUGUAUUCUAGGGUCUAUAAAUAGGUCCUAAUGUAAAAACAACAACAAUUUAAUAAUAUUCUUUUCCUAUAUUUCUCACAAGAAGCAUCAAGGUUUUACUUGAGGAUAUUCUCAUUAGGACACCGUCUAAUUGGUCCUGACUCGCAAUCUAAACCUAACUCAAGAUUCGAGCCUUGAGACCCAGGGUCUAAGCCCUAAUCCUCGGCCUCGACCUAUUUACUGGGACAUGACACCAAAAACAUAUCCUGACCCAAGCCCCGAGGCCCAAACCACGAGACCCUUCGACACUAAUUCGAGAUUCAACUAGGAACUCGAGCACUUAUCCUCUAGAAUGAUUUUAUAUCUAACUGUGACCUUAACCCGAGACCCAAUCCUCGAGAUUUGAAACCUAAAACCUAACCUUUAGUCGCGACUAGAUCUCGAGACUCGACCCUGAUCCAUAUUAAAAAUCAAAAUGAAUUUUUUGCAGUAAAUCCAAAUUAGAGUAAAUCUUUAGAAUGUCCCUUGAGUUUGACAAAAUUUAGAGAUCAAGUUACAAAUGAGUUAUUUUGGUUAGAGUAAGAGGGUCAACCCAAUAUAAAGUUAUCUCGUGCUCAAGAUUUUGGGUGAAUUAGGUGGACCACCGAUUUUUAGGCCAUAUUUGACACCAGUACAUAAGUUUGUGGAGCGAAAAAUGGGCCAAAUUAUAUGAUUAUUCCUCAGAAACUCUAUUUACUUCAAGGAAUACUUUAUUAUUUCUACUAGUACUAAGAGGUUAGGAAGCAUGUCAUGGACUACAUGCGUGCUUCUAGAUGAGGGCAAGGCAGUAAUUUAUACUUGGUUGUGUGUUUUUGUCAUGACCUAAAAUUGGAUGUGAUGACACCUGGCUUAUCCCUUCGGACAGGUCAGCCUAAACCCAAAUGCGAUAGGGUGAAUGUGAAGUUUAAAAAAAAUAUGGAACUAAGUGUAACACAAACAUGCAGAGAGACAUAAUAUAACUCAAAAUACCACCAAAACCUAGUGUCACGUGUACAAGCCUCUAAGUAUUACAAUAGAUUCAAAGAAGUACAAGUCUAAUUGUCUUUGUUGCUACAGCGAAACAAGAACAUAAUAAAAUAGUAAGAGGUUUCUGCCGAUAUGACAAACAACUACCUCAAAACUUUCCAAAGUAAGCCUCAGAUGUAAAAGAGAAGAAGGAAUAGUUACGAGGAUCCGGGCUCGUACCCUACACAAGUGUAGAAGCAAGAGAGUGAGUACCAGACAAUACGAUACUCAACAAAUAAACGACUAACUCAAGGUAAAGCAAUACAAUUAAAAUGUAGAUAACUUUGAUGAUAAAAUUUCUUUUACUUUUAAUAAACUUAAAAAUGGAAGUUUUGUUUUAAAACUAAAUAAGAUGAAGUUUUUAUUUUUAAACUAAAUAAGAUGAAAGUUUUAUUUUUAUGCUAAAAAAUAGAAAUUUUAUUUAAGCUAAACAAGAUGGAAGUUUUAUGUUUAAGUAGAUAAGAUGAAAAUUUAAUUUUUAAAACACACGACACAAUCAUGGAAAUGCACAUCCAAAAAUAUAAGCUAAAAAGAUGAAAAUUUUUAUUUUUAAGAAUGAACAACUAAACUUGCAAAGAAAAUGUAAAAAAAAGAAAAGAAAAAAAGUUAAAGAGUAUUUUUGUAAACAAACAAUUUAUUCUUAGAAAUUAUGCCAUGAAUACAAGUUUGAAUAUGAUGAACCAAACAAGCAAUAAAAAUUAAUCCCAGGGUAACUUAUCCCAGUAUAACUUAUUCCAUCAUAACUAAAGCCAGCAUAACUUAUACUUAAACCAAAUGAACUGUUACUAUUUUUUAACUUAUAUAUUAAUGUUUCUUUUCCUUCCUUUCGUUUCCACAACAGUCUAGGCUUGCAUUAAAAAAUUAAAGUAGAACGCUUGUAAAUGAUUUCCCACCAAAUAAAGUCGUUUUUCCAACGUUCGAAAACAUUCAUUCAUCUUCUCCAACUUCAUUCUCUAUUCAUCAAAACUACCAUUCAUCAUGAUCACUAUCGUCUCUCCCAAUUCAUAUCAGAGUCUUCUUCAAUAUCCCUCCAAUUCACCCGUACUAUUUUCGAUAGUUCUCACGUUAUUCCAUCAAUCUUCGCAUGGAACACAAUGAUGAGAGCAUAUUCCCAUGUAGAGUCUCUGGAGCUCUUUAAAUAGUUCCAGGAAACUGGAUUAAAACCACAUAGAUUCACCUUUCCUAUUGUGCUAAAGUUUUCUGGGAAUUGUUUGAUGAUUGGAACGGGUAGAUCGUUGAUUUCCAUUGCUGUGACGUCGGGUUUCAGUUCAGAUUUACAUGUGAAGAAUACACUUCUGAGAAUUUAUGCUGGAUUUGGUGUGAUCAGGCUUGCAAGACAAAUGUUUGAUGAAUUCACAGGGAUAUAGUGUCUUGGAGAUAAGUGAUGGCUGGUUACGUUCAUUGGUAUUAUAUUUGCUUCAGUUAUUUGUCAAAAACGCAUAUUAGUUAUUACUUUUAUACAAAUUUCACACCCCAAUUAUCACAAUCUAUUUAUUAGGGAUCAUAUAGCCGACUCUACUUGUGAUUCAAGUAUGAUAGUGCUAAUUGUUUUCUUAUUAAUUACAGUUUCUUCUUCUUCUUCUUCUUUCUCCUUAUACAAGAUAUUUCAUGUAUUUGCUGAA